GUAAGACCUCAAAAAAAAAAUUAUGUGAGAUGAGGGAGGGAAAGAAAUUUUCAACAGUUAAAAAUAUAAUUAUCUGUUUUGAAUAGAAGAUUUCUAAGAAAGUAACGACUAUCUUAACAAACAUGGCUGGAUUGGACUAUCUUCUUUUCGAAGAAGCUACUGGUUAUGGUAUCUUUAAGGUUUUAAUUCAACAAGAUGAUAUUGCCUCAAGACUGAAAGAAGUUCAAGAAGCUUCCAAUGAUUUAAGUAAAUUUUCUAAAAUGGUUGAAUUAGUUUCUUUUGCUCCAUUCAAAGGUGCUGCUCAAGCUUUAGAAAAUGCUAAUGAUAUUUCAGAAGGUCUUGUUUCUGAUUACUUGAAAUCAAUCUUAGAAAUCAAUUUACCAAAGGGUUCCGAAAAGAAUAAAAUUUCUCUUGGUGUUUCUGAUAGAAAUUUAGGUCCUUCUGUUAAAGAAAUCUUUCCAUAUGUUGAUUGUAUAUCUAAUGAAAUUGCUCAAGAUUUCCUUAGAGGUAUCAGAGUUCAUGGAGCUAAAUUAUUCAAAGAUUUACAAGAAGGUGAUAUUGAAAGAGCUCAAUUAGGUUUAGGUCAUGCUUUCUCAAGAGCCAAAGUUAAGUUUUCAGUUCAAAAGAAUGAUAAUCAUAUUAUUCAAGCCAUUGCUUUAUUAGAUCAAUUAGAUAAAGAUAUCAAUACAUUCUCCAUGAGAGUUAAAGAAUGGUACGGAUGGCAUUUCCCUGAAUUAGCUAAAAUUGUCCCAGAUAAUUAUACAUAUGCUAAAUUAUCCUUAUUCAUUAAAGAUAAAGCUUCAUUAAGUGAUGAAUCCUUACAUGAUGUUGCUGCUUUAGUUAAUGAUGAUUCAGGUCUUGCUCAAAGAAUUAUUGAUAAUGCUAGAAUCUCUAUGGGUCAAGAUAUUAGUGAACAAGAUAUGGAAAAUGUUUCAACUUUUGCUGAAAGAGUGGUUAACAUUUCUGAUUACAGAACUAAAUUAUAUAAAUAUUUAACUGAUAAGAUGCAUACCGUGGCUCCAAAUUUAUCUACUUUAAUUGGUGAAGUUGUUGGUGCUAGAUUAAUAUCUCAUGCUGGUUCUUUAACUAAUUUAUCUAAACAAGCUGCUUCAACCGUUCAAAUUUUAGGUGCUGAAAAAGCUUUAUUCAGAGCUUUAAAAACUAAAGGUAAUACUCCAAAAUAUGGUUUGAUCUAUCAUUCUUCAUUCAUUGGUAAAGCUUCUGCUAAAAAUAAGGGUAGAAUCUCAAGAUAUUUGGCCAAUAAAUGUUCUAUUGCUUCAAGAAUUGAUAAUUAUUCUGAUGAACCUUCAACUGCUUUCGGUGAAAUAUUAAAGCAACAAGUUGAAGAAAGAUUAAACUUUUAUGAUACUGGUGCUGCUCCAAUGAAAAAUUCCGAUGCUGUUAAAGCUGCUUUAGCUUUAGGUGGUACAAGUGAUAUCGUUGAUGUUACUCCAGUAGCAACUGAAGAAAAAUCAGAAAAGAAAGAAAAGAAGGAAAAGAAAGAUAAAAAGGAAAAGAAGGAAAAGAAAGAAAAGAAAGAUAAGAAAGAAAAGAAGAGAAAAGCCGAUGAUGAAGAAUCUCCAAAGAAAAAGAAGAAGAAGUCAAAGGAUUAAACUUUUUGAUAUUCAAAACAUCAUUCAGCAUUUAUUUCUCAAACCAUCCCGUUGUUUUAUUCUUGGUUUGUGAUCAAUACCAAUAUGUCAUAAACCUUUUUUGUAAAGUAUAGCCAUUUUUUAUAUUGCAUGUUAAUAUAGUUUUAGAUACGAAAAUUUGAUAAU
Messenger RNA from Scheffersomyces coipomensis, 1778 nucleotides. RefSeq names its product snoRNP complex protein (gene SIK1). The coding region runs from base 123 to 1613 and encodes 496 amino acids. Gene Ontology annotation, molecular function: snoRNA binding. The transcript has a single exon. The record is from RefSeq and is a predicted model, not a curated record. Gene Ontology annotation, cellular component: box C/D methylation guide snoRNP complex; small-subunit processome. Lineage: Eukaryota; Fungi; Ascomycota; Pichiomycetes; Serinales; Debaryomycetaceae.